AUGAAUACGAAUAAGACAAACAACUCAAAACAACAAACUAGGGAAGAGGCUGAAGUAACAGCAAAAACGGCAUCGCAAGUGCACGAGUUAAUACUCCCAACAGCUAUUGCAGAUGGCAAUAAUGGCUGCGGGGAACUCCUUAAAAACCCCUUCCAAAGGAGCUCAAGGUUGGCGCACUCGCCACCAGACACGGGAAGGACCAGAUCGGCGUCACCGUGUAUGCAGCACUUCGGUUUCUUGAAAGCGAUGACGGCUGAAGAAAUCUAUCAAGCAAUUGGCGAUAAGGUUAAGGAGCUAACGUAUAUGAUGGAGCCUCCGAAGCGAAAUAUCAAUCAACCAAUGAGGGAUUUGAUCGCUAACAUAACGGACCUCCAUAAAAAGCUAGGUAGAUCUAUCCUUACCCCGAGGAACCAGGCCCCAAGAGGAGCGAAUGAAGCAACUUCUGCUAUUCGAGACAAAGGUACCCAAACAUCACCACUGAUCAAGCGUACCACAGAUUGCACGCCAAAGAGGGCAAUAGAUAACGCUGCAGCAAGCUCAGCGAAAAGAAGUAAAACGAACCGUGUCGAAGACCUAAAGAAUACGCCGGUUAAAACGUACGAACAAGAAAAAACAGGAAAGUGGGAAGUGGUUAAAGCUAAGAAGAAUCAAAAGAGUUCUUCGCAGAAUACUCUCAAACGAGACGUUAAGGAAGUAGAAAAUAACGACGCCAAAAGCAGUAGAAGACGGAGAAGACCACCACGUAAGGACGCUAUCGUGGUCAAAAGCGCUGGUAACAUCUCAUAUGCCGAAAUUUUGAAGCGCGUUAAGACAGAGCCAAGUCUUAAGGAACUUAGUAACAACAUACAAGGAGUCAAAAAAACUGCGAAAGGAGAGUUACUGCUUCUGCUGGAAAAAACAUCCGACCCAAAUACCUCGAGAGUCCAUGAAGCUGUUAAGGCGGCUCUAGGAGAAAGUGUAGAUGUCAGGGCACUUACAGAGCUGAGGCAGGUGGAAAUUCGUGACCUCGAUGAAAUUACGACAAAGGAAGAAGUUCACGAGGCGGUAGCAAGACAAUUCCAAGAGCUGGAGAUACCUAUCUCAGCCAUCUUGGGUCUGCGAAAAGCUUACGGAGGAACGCAAACGGCGACGCUAAAAGUAGCACCGGAAAUCGCUACCAAGCUGGCGGAAGCUAAUAAAAUCCGCAUAGGUCUCGUAAUUUGCCGCAUACGGGAGAAGAUCGAGCCAAAAAGAUGCUUUAAAUGCAUGGAAUAUGGGCAUGUGGCAGUAAGCUGUAAAAGCUCAGCUGACCUUAGUAACACCUGCUUCAAAUGUGGUAACAAGGAUCACCAGGCUAAAAACUGCACACAAACAGCAAGCUGUAUAAUGUGCAAGAAGAAAAAGGAAAGCGAUACGGCGCAUGCGAUGACCAGCAGUAAGUGCCCUCAAUAUCUGAGAGCUCUUAAAGAAAUUCGGCAGAAAUGA
Messenger RNA from Anastrepha obliqua, 1464 nucleotides. RefSeq lists its product as uncharacterized. Gene Ontology annotation, molecular function: zinc ion binding; nucleic acid binding. Lineage: Eukaryota; Metazoa; Arthropoda; Insecta; Diptera; Tephritidae. Bases 1 to 1464 code for a protein of 487 amino acids. The record is from RefSeq and is a predicted model, not a curated record. The transcript has a single exon.